AAAUUUUAAUUCCAGUUAACCAGUGACAUUCCAUCGCUCGUCGGCCAUACUUCAACUAGAGUGGAAUUUUUCUCUCACACAAAUCACAAUUCAUUCCGUUAUAUUUUUGCCGUAUGAUCGUAUUUUUCGUCUCGCAAGAAAGAAGUGUGUUUCCGUAAAAGUGUUUGGAAAAUACAAAAAAAAAAAAUAAAGAUAAAAAAAUACAAAAAUUUCCAUUAUCUCAGAAAGAAAGAAGUGUCGUCAAUCGUUUGUGGUGGCAAAAUGUGUGUUUUGUGUUGUUUUGCUUGUUGUUGCUCUGGAGUUUAAUCUAACCUUCUAAAAACCCUCAACCCAACCACCCUCAAGACCCAUUGAAUAAUCAAAAAAAAAAAAGAAAAAAAGAAUCCGACCAAACCAACUGACAAACAUCAAAAAGGAAGUACACCUAGUUUGUGUGUGUGCUUUGAGUUUCUUCAUCACUACAUCUGGAAUAGGUGUGUAGAGCUAGCUAGCUGGGAAAAAUUACGAUGUCUUACUGAGAGAGAGAAAUAUCUAUUUGAACCACCUCACAAUACUACACACCAGCUUCAGCAGCAGCACCACCACACAACAACACAUAAUCAAAAGAUCCAUCGCCAUGUUAAAAACUACACAUCUCCUGCCGCUUUUACUGCUGGCUUUGGCGCAUAUAACAAAAUGUGAUACAAAUCUCCCUCCAGUGUUCACACAAGUGAUGAAUAAUAUUGUUUUAUCGGAGAAUAAAACAGUUGGUUCUGUAGUUUAUCGACUAGAAGGUUAUGAUCCUGAAGGAAGUAAUGUUACUUUUGGUUCCAUUGGUUCGGAUCAUUUUAAAGUUGAUCCAGAAUCGGGAAAUAUCACAUUGAUAAAACCAUUGGAUAGAGAAGAGAAGGCAACUUUAACAUUUCUGGUAACAAUUCGCGAUCGGGUAAAUCCGGAUGGUGAAUCGGAUCAGGAUAAUGUUGUUCAAGUGCCAAUAACUGUGAUUGUAUUAGAUGAAAAUGAUAAUCCACCAGAGUUUCAAAAUGUGCCCUAUGAAGCUGAUGUGGAAGAAGAUGCACCUAUUGGUUUAACAAUAUUUGAUAAAAUUUUAGUAAAAGAUAAGGAUACUGUUGGUGAUGAUUUGGUAAUAUCUUGUGUUCCACAAGAUCAAAGUCCUGAGGCGUGCUCAAAAUUCCGUCUUGAGAUUAUACAAAGUAAACAAGAUAUUCUGCAAGCUGCUGUGGUGCUUAAUGAUUCAUUAAAUUACAAUCAACGAAUGAUUUAUCAUUUCCAGAUUGAAGCUACGGAUGGAGUCCAUGUUGCCCAUACCAAUUUUGAAGUACGUGUUAAGGAUAUACAAGAUAAGCCUCCAGUCUUCCAAGGUUCUUUAUCGACAGUUAUCGAUGAAGACAGUCCUAUUGGGACAUUAGUUUUGAAAAUUCAAGCACGUGAUGGUGAUACCGGAGAGCCCAGAAAGAUUGUUUAUGAUCUCUUGACAAAUCCAAUGGACUAUUUUCUUUUGGAUGAACGAACCGGAGAAUUAAGAACCGCAAAACCCCUAGAUCGAGAAGCUCUUAACGAUAGCACUGGACUUAUAUCUUUGUUGAUUAGGGCACGAGAACUAAUCGACGGAGUCCCUGGAAAUGAUAAUCUCACUAUGGCAACGGCACAAGCAACUGUUACAAUUCGCGAUGUUAAUGAUUCACCACCAAUGUUUAAUAAAAAAGAAUAUGAAGUAUCCUUGUUGGAAAAUACUGCUCCAGGAACACCUUUGGCAUUGGACAUGAAUGUAACCGACCGAGAUGUGGGCAUUAAUUCAAAAUUUUCCCUUCGCUUGGAUGAUGUCUCUGGAGUCUUCGAAGUUGAACCAAAGUUCGUGACGGGAUUCUCGCAAGUAAACAUUCGCGUUGGCGAUGGAACUUUAGACUAUGAGAAUCCCAAUCAGAGGAAGUUUAUUGUUUUGGUUAUUGCUGAAGAAACUGAAACAAAUCCGAAACUUUCAUCGACCGCAACAAUUACCAUUUCCGUUGUAGAUGCAAAUGAUAAUAAACCAAUCUUCGAACGAGAAUCUUAUUCAGCCUCUAUUUCCGAAUCGUCACUUCCUGGUCAAUACAUCACAUCGAUUACCGCUAAAGAUAUCGAUUCCGGAAACUAUGGUGAUGCUGGUAUACGAUAUAGUAUAUCCGGUACUGGCUCGGAAUUAUUUCAUGUUGAUGAAGAAACUGGUGUUAUCACUCUAGCUGACUGUGAAAAAUCAGCAGGAGCAACAACAACAACCAACCAAAAUGGCAAUGUUGAACUUGUUAGAAGGAAACGUGCCGAUUUCGAUGAGGACGAAUAUGAGGUUGAGAGAAGUGCCGGAGAGCAAAAAGUCAACAUAUCGACAAAUGGGUUGAGUGGGUUGUUAAAUAUUGAAAUAAGUACUGAACCUGCUGUUGAAUAUACGGUAAUUAAUACAAAGGACGAAAUGGAAAAUAUCAAAAAGAAAACCAUUGCUGCUGCUGGUGUGGCUGCUUCUGCUGCUUCAGCUUCCACCACCCCGGAUGUUUUUGAAGUAUCGAAUUCCAAUGAAGUAACUAACGAAGUGGUAUCGGAACCACCACAAAAGACGUGCUUGGACUAUGAAACUGAAACAACAUAUUUUUUGUCGUAUAAGGCAACUGAUGAUAAUGGAAAGGGUCAGACAUCGGUGGUAUCUUUAAGGAUAUCAGUAACAGACUCAAAUGAUUCACCACCAGUUUGUGAGAGUCCUUUGUAUAGAGCAUCGGUGGAUGAAGGGUCGACAGUUUUUGAUUCACCCUUAGUUGUGAAGGCAAGGGAUGCUGAUACUGUGUCCGAUAUUACGUACAGAAUAAUUGGCAACGAACAAAUUGAUAGUAUAUUCGAUAUUGACAAACGAUCUGGCCAAGUUACAAUCAAACCUGAUGCAGUUUUAGAUGUAAAUCAUUUGAAAUCCGACAAUUUAAUAUUUUCCGUUGAAGCCAAUGAUGGUGUGUUCUCUGUUAAUUGUGGCAUCAAUAUUACUGUGCGUGAUGUCAACAAUCAUGCACCGAAAUUCUUAUCCGAUACAUAUUCGGCAAUUGUUGAAGAAAAUUCCGAAAUUGGAACGAGUGUGGAACGUUUACAAGCAACAGAUUUGGAUUCUGGAAUUAAUGCUGAAUUAAAAUACCGCAUCCAACAAGGAAAUUUUGAUGAUUUUCGCAUCGAUGAAAACUCUGGAGAGAUUUUUGUUUCAAGGAAGUUAGACUACGAUCGAAGGAAUACGUAUCAAUUGGAAGUUUUAGCCACUGACAUGGGAACACCAAGCCUAUCAGGAACUGCUACGUUAACAGUAACAAUAAUCAAUAGCAAUGAUAAGGAUCCUUACUUUACACCAGCUACACAACGUGCUGAGGUCCGAGAAGAUGUCCCAGUUGGCACAGUAGUCUACACUUUGGUAGCAAUUGAUCCCGAUGUUGAUACACAUACAGCAUUAGAAUUUGCUGCAACCGAUCCAAUAACAGCUAUUGACAAAGAUGGCAAUGAAUUAGAGAAUGCUGAUGAACUUAAAGAAUAUUUUGCAGUUAAUCGUAAUGGAAAAGUUGUUGUCAAUAAGAAAUUAGAAAGAAAUAUAUUUGCGGUUAUUCGUAUAACAGUUUUGGUAACUGAUAGCACAGCUCCAACAACACAACAAGGAAAAGGAUUAUUAAUUAUUUCCAUUAUUGAUGUUAACGAAAUUCCACCGAAAUUCAAUCUUCCAUGGACCCCCGAAAAUCCCAUAAUCAAACUGCAAAUGGUCGAAGAACAACCAAUUGGUUCAGUUCUAACAACACUUCAAGCCAUCGAUGAAGACUCAACCAUUGGCGAAUAUAGCAUUUCACCAAAUCCAUAUUUUGAAAUAAACCGAACAACUGGAGUGAUCACUUCAACAGCUCGAAUCGAUUAUGAAAUAAUCAAAGAAGUUCGUUUCACGGCCACAGUCACAGAUACUGGUGUGCCACAAUUAAAUUCAACCGCCGAAGUUAUUGUCGACAUAAUCAAUUUAAAUGACAACGAACCCCAUUUCACUCAAUCCGAAUAUUACUUUAAUGUAACUGAAAAUUCACCGCGAGGAACUGUCGCUGGCAAAGUAGAAGCUUUCGAUGGUGAUAGUGGUGUCUUUGGAGAAAUAACAUACUCAUUGAUUGGAGAGAAUAAUAAGUAUUUCUUAAUUGAUGCUUAUACAGGGAGUAUAAUGGUUGCCGAUUCAAGUAUAUUGGAUAGAGAGAAGACAAGUCGGAUAACAUUGACUGCUGUUGCACAGGAUAAAGCACCACCCACUUUGCAGAAAUCUGCUACAGCUUCUAUUUUUAUUAAUGUCCUUGAUGUGAAUGAUAAUCCACCGGUAUUUACCCAAAACGAAUAUACAUCUACUGUUGCUGAAAAUGCUGCUUUAGAUCCACCAGCAAAACUUCUCCAAGUUAGAGCCGAUGAUCUUGAUACAGGAGUCUUUGGAGAAGUUCGAUAUUUCAUUAUAAGUGGAAAUGAAAAGGAACUUUUUAAAUUGGACUCACAUUCAGGAAUAAUAUAUCCUGCCCAGAGUCUGCAAGACAAAAAGGGUAUAUACAAUUUAACAGUAUCUGCUCGUGACACUCAAGGCGCUGGAACAUUCGAAAGUACUGCAUCGGUUGUGAUAAAUGUCCUUGGAGUCAAUCAACAUCAUCCAGUGUUUGUUAUUCCGGCAUUAUCGAAUGCAACAAUUGAAAUUCCUGGCGAUGUCAUUAAGGAAGACUACUUAAUUAUGACUGUUAAGGCUAAUGACAAUGACACCGGAGAAGAUGGACGAAUUUCAUAUCAUCUUCAGACAAAUAAUCAAAAUGUUCAAGAAACUGAUGAAUUUGUUAUUAGCAAGUUUACUGGAGAAUUAAGGAGCAAAAAGGAACUCCAUCGGAAAGAUAGAGCCAACUAUGAUUUGAUUUUAGUUGCACAAGAUCAUGGCACACCAAAACCAUUUGAAACACUUCGUUUUCUCAGUAUCAGUAUUGUUGAUGCAAAUGAAAAUCGACCAGAAUUCCCCGAUACUGCCAAUCCGUAUAAGGUUUCAAUUAAUGAGAAUAGCGGAAGGGAAGUUAAAGUUGGUCGUAUUCAAGCUUCAGCUAGAAGUAAAAAUAGCAAGGAUAUUUUCUACUACAUGCUACUUGGCAAUGAGGAUGGAGCCUUUUUUGUGGAUAAAACAACAGGAGAUAUAUUUACCAAUAAAUCGCUUGAUAGAGAAGUGACUGAUUUUUACACGCUCUACAUCUUGGCAAGUACAAAUCCAGAUUUGCAUAUAUCCGAAGAAGAGCGAGCAUCAUUUUCAAUAAAAACUCUCGAAAGAGACAAUACAGUUGCCAAAGUUCUAAUUACAGUUCUCGAUGUUAAUGAUAAUGAACCAAUUUUUGAAAAAAAGGUCUACUAUGCUGGAAUAAAUGCAAAAUCAUCUCUAAAUGGUUUUGUAACAGUUGUCAAUGCCACCGACAAGGAUUAUGGAAAAAAUGCUAAAAUCGAAUACAUGAUUAUUGCAUCGAAUUUGUACAAAUAUGGAUCAAGCAAGUCAACUGGUUCAAUUGUACCAAGUCCAUUUAGUAUUUCACCUGAAGGUCGAAUAACAACAUCAGCAUUUAUGGCUGAAUAUAAUCAAGAUCGUUUUGAACUCGAAGUUAUGGCUAAAGAAGUUGAACCCCCAGAGAGAUCAGCUAAAGUUAAAGUCAAUAUUUGGAUCUUUGAUUCAUCUCAACUUAUUCGAAUAAUUCUCUCGCGACCACCCGAAGAAGUCUAUCAAGAACAAGAUGAAAUUAUUGCCGAAUUGCGUAAUGCCACACAACAUCGAAUUAUUGUCGAUGAAAUACGCUUCCAUGUGGAUUCUAUGGGACGCAUUCGAAUGGAUUGGUGUGAUUUGUUCUUCCAUGCUGUCGAUGAAAGCCAGCAAAUUGCUCCUGUCGAUGAUAUUUUGAAAGUUAUUGAUGCUAAUUAUGAUUAUUUGAGAGACUAUUAUUCUGGCUAUGCGAUAGAAAAUGUUGUCCCAGCUUACAUAACAAUUGUCCAAGAAGAAUUCGACUUGGCAUUGGCUGGUUUGGUGGCACUAAUUAUUGUUUUGUUUGUUGGAGUAAUAAGUUUUAUUGUUCUAUGCUGUUGCCUGAAACAUUGGAAUCUAUCUGUGCCAGUGGAGAAUCGUCGCAAAGAAGCUUUGAUUAAAAAACAAAUAAUCGAAGAUCUUAAUACAACAGAAAAUCCACUUUGGAUUGAACAAAAACUAAAACUUUAUGAAGAACAAGAAUUAACAAUGCAGGUAUUCUCAGAGCCAGAUCAUAGUUCGAAUUCUGAUGGUGCACCGGCACAAUUGGACAGAAGAAAUUCUAUUGAACAUGCACAUCAUCCAGUAGACAAUACUUAUGCCACGAUUCAGCCUAGAAAUGCUGAUAAUCAUCCGAUGAAUGAUUUUGCUGAUUAUGCAACGCUUAGAAAUAACAGAGCACCUUCGAUGUACGAAUUCACAGGCUCAACAUUCCAAGCUCCAAUAAGAGAAGGUGACGAUGCUGUUGCUGAACUUAUAUAAAAAUACUCUCCUGAUACAAUUUAAAACAACAACAAAACAAAAAAUACAUAUAUGCUAUUGUAUUGCUAUACAAAAUAUUUAUAUACAUAUUUAAAAUAUAUAUAUAAAUAUAUACAUACAUAAUAAAUGUAUAUAUUUUGAGUACAUAAAAAAAAAAACAA
Episyrphus balteatus (marmalade hoverfly) is the source of this 6693-nucleotide messenger RNA. RefSeq names its product cadherin-87A. Bases 617 to 6532 code for a protein of 1971 amino acids. The transcript is spliced from 29 exons. Gene Ontology annotation, biological process: homophilic cell-cell adhesion. Lineage: Eukaryota; Metazoa; Arthropoda; Insecta; Diptera; Syrphidae. Gene Ontology annotation, cellular component: plasma membrane. The record is from RefSeq and is a predicted model, not a curated record. Gene Ontology annotation, molecular function: calcium ion binding.